Molecule: messenger RNA, 1158 nt
Organism: Hansenula anomala
Lineage: Eukaryota; Fungi; Ascomycota; Saccharomycetes; Phaffomycetales; Wickerhamomycetaceae
Product: NAD(P)-dependent alcohol dehydrogenase
Exons: 1
Coding region: 1-1149 (382 amino acids)
Biological process (GO): alcohol metabolic process
Molecular function (GO): zinc ion binding; alcohol dehydrogenase (NADP+) activity
Source: RefSeq, a predicted model, not a curated record
AUGUCUUCCACUACUGUCAAUUAUCCAAAAGAAUUCAAAGGAUUUGCAAUUUCUGAUCCAAAGGAAUGGUCAGCUCCGAAAUUAACUUCAUUUGAACCAAAACAUUUUGGUGAUAAUGAUGUUGAUAUUGAAGUUGAAUGUUGUGGUGUUUGUGCUAGUGAAUUAUUCACUUUGAAAAACGAAUGGUCUCAUGAUGAAUUACUUUGUUUGAGUUCAACUUAUGGUCCAAAGACUCAAUGUGUUGGUCAUGAAGUUGUUGGGAAAGUUGUUAAAUUAGGUUCAAAAUGUAAAACUGGGUUAAAAAUUGGUGAUAGAGUCGGUUUAGGUGCUCAAGCUUCAUGUUGUACUGAAUGUUCUCGUUGCAAAGAAGGUAACGAACAAUAUUGUGCCAAAACUGUUGGAACUUAUGCUUCCCGUUAUGAAGAUGGAUAUGUUUCUCAAGGUGGUUAUGCAUCUCAUGUUAGAGCUCAUGAACAUUUAGUUUUCCCAAUUCCUGAAGGGAUUGAAAGUCAUUUAGUUGCACCAUUGCAAUGUGGUGGGUUAACAGUUUAUUCACCAAUUAAAAGAGGUAUUCAAGAUGUUCAAAACACUGUUCCAAAAGUUGCCAUCAUUGGAUUAGGUGGAUUGGGACAUAUGGCUAUUAUGAUUGCAAAAGCUUUAGGAGCAGAAGUUACAGCUUUUUCAAGAUCUUAUUCUAAACAAGAAGAUGCCAAAAAGAUGGGAGCUGAUCAUUUUGUUGCCACAGGAGAGGAAAAAGAUUUUGAAAGCAAAUUAUAUGAUACAUUCCAUUUAAUUUUGAAUUGUGCUUCAUCAACAAGUGCCUUGGAUUUAAAUAAAUUGUUGAAGACUUUAAAAGUUAAUAGAUCAUUUAUCAGUGUUGGUUUACCACAUGUUGAUGAAAAGUUUGAAGUCCAACCAUUUACAUUUUUCAGUAAUGGGUCAGCAGUUGGAUCAAGUUGUUUAGGAUCUAGAGCUGAAGCCAUUGAAUUAUUUGAAUUGGCUGUUAAACAUGAUAUUAAGCCAUGGGUUGAAACCAUCAAGGUGAGUGAGGCUGGUGUCAGUGAAGGGUUGACCAGAUUGGAUAAAGGUGAUGUUCGUUAUAGAUUCACAUUGGUUGGGUUCAACGAGUUCUUUGGGACUGGUAAAUAGAUUGAAUAC